Molecule: messenger RNA, 5324 nt
Organism: Hirundo rustica (Barn swallow)
Lineage: Eukaryota; Metazoa; Chordata; Aves; Passeriformes; Hirundinidae
Gene: HEBP2
Product: heme binding protein 2
Exons: 5
Coding region: 190-741 (183 amino acids)
Cellular component (GO): cytoplasm
Source: RefSeq, a predicted model, not a curated record
AGAGCAGGACAAGGCUCCAGCCCUUCUGGUUUUCAUAACAGUAGCCACCUCCAGUAGGGUUGAGGCAUGGGAGGAGCUUGCCCAAACUCAAAUAAACACUGACAUGCAGCAUCUUACGAGGAUUUGCAGCCUCCACAGGACACACUGCAACAGCUAGAAGGACAAGGACAGCUGAAACUCUCUGGCAAGAUGAUCAAGUCCUUCAAGCAAACAUUUCUGUCCCUGGACCUGCAGUCCCCUCGCUGGAGCUCAGCAGAGGCAAUGGCAAAGGACUAUGAACUGCGCCAGUAUGAGACAGCAAAGUGGGUCAGCACGGUCAUUAGGGGAGAAACCCAGAAGGAAGCAAUGCGCCAGGGCUUCUGGAAACUCUUCCACUACAUCCAGGGAAAGAACGAAAAAGAAAUGAAGAUUGAUAUGACUGUGCCAGUGACCUGCCUGGUAAAAUCAGGCUGUACAGACUUCAAGAUCUCUUUCUUUGUGCCAUUUGAACACCAGGACUGCCCCCCACAGCCCACAGACUCCAGUGUGUUCAUUGAGGAACGGAAGGCAGCAGCUCUCUUUGUCCGGUCCUUCGGUGGCUUUGCCUCCCCAGAGAAAUAUGCUGAGGAAGCUGAUGCUUUGGCCAGAACCUUAAGAAACAGAGGCCAACCAUUCCAUGAAGACUUCUUUUAUACUGCAGGCUACGACAGUCCCUUCAAGCUCUUUAACAGGCACAACGAAGUGUGGUAUUUCAAAAAGUAACAUGAUGGGAGAAUUGAAAGAGGCUACUAAUCAGCUCUGGAUGAAAACAGACCAUAUUACUGGCUUUUGUUUUAGUGCAGAAGAGGUUUAAUUCAAAUGUGGCCACCAUGUUUAACCUACUCUUACUGAAAGGUUCUAAGCAACACUAAUAAUCUGAAAAUAAUCCUGCUGAAGUCAUGUAGUUUUACUUCUCAUCAGAAGUGCUACAGCACUAGUUGAAGUCUUAUGGAAAAGGAGUUCUUCAUAACUGAGUUUCAUAAGCUGAUUUUCUCCAUAUUGACAUCAACUCUCAGAGCAGAGAAGAAUUUAAGUGAUUUUUUCAGAGAAGUAAGUUUCCAUUAAGGAGCAUUAGAAAGCAGAAAUAUCUUCGCAGGCCUUAGUAAUUUAAACAGUAACUGCUGUUCUCCCACCUUCCCAACUGAAUGUUUUUCCCUCAUGAAAGCCAAAUGUGUUGUUUAAAUCCAGAACCCUUUGAAAAGGGCUACCAAGUCCCAGGUGUACACUUGUUCUGAUCUGCACCUGAACACUUAAUUACAGGAUUACUGGUGGACUAUUAUUUUAGCAGCAAAUAUACAAGUAGCAAAGUUUAGCUCUCACCUUAAAUACUUGAAAUACUCUUUAAGUUAUUUAUAUGUCUAAAUAUGGUCACCUGCAGCCUGCACACCAGCAGUAUUUGACACCUCUGUUAAGACAACCUGCAGGACUAGCAUCUAAUCUAGUUUAGUCCCUGCUCUAAAUUAAGCCUUUAAAAUCGUAAUAUAGCAGCUUGGAGGUGUUUUACAUCAAGUUGUUCCAGCCAGAAAGGAUGUCACAACACCAGGUAGAGUUUGCAGAUUUUUAUUAGAUCCAAUCAGCACCAGGCAAACAUUACCAAUGAGGUAAAAGCACACUGGCUUUUUUAAUGCCGUUCAUGCAAGUGUAACCCAUUUCUCAGCAAUCUUCCACCUAUUAAGACAGACAUAAGAAUUGUUGUAAGGCACCAAACCAGCAUAACACACUUGAUGGGAACAUCUCAGACCUUAGAAUUUCAUCUCUGUUCAGUGAGAGAGUUCAAGCUAAGGUUUUCAUCACUUGUUCCAACAAAUACAUUAUUACAGCAGUUACACUCACCUUCUCAAUUCUUCAUACACUAGUUUCAGAGUUGCCUCUUCACCUAAAAUCAAGAAAACACGGUUAGCAUAUGCAGCAGCACAACUGCUACACAUUCCACAACAGCUUUGUAACCUCAGACAUAAUAGGAACGGAAAGGGUAAUAUCACAGCAACUCAUCUGGCAGAAUCAGUUUCAUCAGUGGCUACAAAUAUUUCCACAAGUUUUUAACACAAUUUAUAUGUUGUGUGGACUUACCCAGUGAGGCUGCAGACAGCAGUCCCUCCCUGAGGAAGAGAGAAGUACUUUCAGAAUAACAGCAGCAUUAUAUGCCAAGUUUAUUUACCUGUGAAUUUCUAUCCAUCAAACUAUUUUACCUAAAAGGAAAUUGAUUUCUAGCUGGCAACUUACAGGUUUAGCUUACAACACCCGAACAGGAUACACAAAGCUUACAAACCCUAACUUAAUCAGAAAUAUUUAAUUACUAACAUAUGAAGAACCAGGGAAAGUAAAAAGCUAUUACUUUGCUUUGUGAUACCUUCUCUCCCAACAAUGUUGUGUUUCAUGAUUUUAAAUACCUAAAAUACACAUACUAUAGGUUUUCAUAAUUACUGCUAUCUUUGAAAAUGUUUAGUGUUCCACUUUGUUUGAAAACAAGUUUGUACAGCAAUCAUCUAGAACUUGAGCAAAAUUUCUGUAGAGCCAAUAUAAAGGUUAGCAGUAACAACUGCUGAGAAGUGACAGCUACAGCACAAGACUUUUUUUAAUUCCAGAAACUCUUUAUGGCACUCCAGAGUGCCAUGUUACAGCAGUGCCCACAGAACACAGCCAGAUACAAUAAAGGGAAGACAAAUCAGGUAUCAUAUUACAGGACUAAUUUUAGGCACCACUACUUAAGCAUUCAGCACAAAGACAAUAUUCCAGGAAUUAUUAAACCCCAUAUACUCUACACUUACCUCAGACACAUCCAUCUGGUUUCUUGAACUCCAUGCAAACUUCACCCUGUAAAGAAGUGAAAUUGUACUAACACACUUUGGGCAGUGGUUUGAGAGUGUGAAUGUGGGUACUGUUUCAGCACAAGAGUUCUCCUCAGCCUCUUUCAGAGAGAUUCCCAUUGCUCAGAAUUCAUCACAAACAGUACAUUCACAAGAACAGCCUAAUGUUGUAUCUCCUGUUUGUCCUUUAAAGGGGGAUCUGACUUCAGAAUUUCAGCCCUUACUCUCAACCACAUCCUCAUUCACAUCACCCUAAGAGCUCUGAUCUAACCAUCGAGAUUAACAAUUUACCACACAAGCAUUCAAGAUCAGUGCUACUUCCUAAAAGAGCCCACUAAAUUUCAACAGCAAGAAGUUUUAACAGCAGGUAAUUAUACUGCAUUUGCUCAGCCUAGAAUGUGUGGCAACCUGGUAGCAGAGUUUUCCUUAUUAAGUAGGAAUUCAAGUAGCCCAUAGCAAUUAUACAUUUAAAAUGGUCACCACUUUUUUCUUUUUCUUUUCUUUUUUGGUCACAGAAAGCAGGUAAUUCCAAGUUUGAGAUAUGCAGCACCUUGGGAGAGUGAAUCCCUACAGGCUGCUGGCAAAUCUGUGGGCUUUUUACCCGGAAAAGGCGAUAAAAUCACCAAGAGCCCUGUUUAAUGCUGCACUGUAAAGGCCAGAAUCCAGUAAGCUCCUCAUUCCCUGUAUCACACAGUACUGGGCAGUCCCUGAUGUGUUAACAACUUACUUUUGCUGGAGCACUACCAGGUGCAUCACUUCCAGCUCCAUCACACCUGGAUCAAGGCAAACCAUUAAUUAGGACAGUACAGAAACAAGCAAAGGAGUAAGAAAGUAAGUCAGGUGCCUGCAGUCAGAUAGAGCUAAUUACAGACCUCCAUGAUUGAAGUCAAGGCAGUCACAUCUCAUCACACAGGCAGCUCACACUGUGCAGCCCUGCUACGGGCAGGAGGGCAAACACUUCAAUGGUUUCAGCAGAGCAAAUUCAAGAGCUCACAGUGACAAGUUUAGCGCACAUCAGCCUGCAAAGACUGGGCUCCGGCCAGCAGUGCCCCUUUAAAACAUCCUCCUGUUUUGGCUGAGAUGCAAGCCACAGCCUAUGAGCCCCUUGCCCCUUUCCCCCUAGCUGACAAGCAGUUAAAAUACUUUACUUAUGGGCCUGUGUUGAAAUCCCAAUACUUAGGAAGUUAAAACAAGUACUUACCUCACAAUGAGAAACAUCUGGAAGCCUGCAAAGAGAAAUUUGCUAUUAAGCAGGGUCCAGCAGGAAGUUACAGCUUUAAAAACAACUUAAGUAAAAUACUGUAUCAGAGUUUGAUCAAGUUUUAUCCUCAUGGAGAUCGGAGACCUGAUUCAACAUCAUUUACAGUAUGCUGCAACAUUCCCAUCCCCCUCUGAAGGCAGGUUGUAAAGCCAUUUCCCAGCACUCUUCAACACUGAGAUGCUCAUUCCUGAACUCCAGAGUGGGCUGAAAUUGCACAAAGGAAGAAACCUUCCAAUUGCAGAGUUCAGUGACAUGAGCUUUGUGUAACCAAGCUGUGCGUAUUAUGGAAAACCAUUUUGGGACACUAAAUUCACAGUAAUGUGGCAUUCAUCAUUUAGUUUUAACAGGAAGAUUCUAGAGUUCAUUAGCAUCACAAUUAUUGUAUGCUCUUACUGUGAAAUACAGAAAACUGAAGGCACACUUACAGUAUUAACCUUUGCCUCACUUUUUAAGAGCAAAAUGAAUAUGCAAGCAUCUUUAAAAGCAAACCCUCAAAUACAGCACAGAUAAAAGCAGCAUCCAUCUUAAAGUAAAGGUUUAUUAAUUACCUUUAAUUAGGAAGGUCUUGUCUUCACCAACAUCAGUAACAGGUGAAAUAGUUUCUCACACAAGAGGCAUGGGGGCUCCUCUGUCCAGGGCAAAGCAACAAAAAUACUUUUAGAACCCGGAGCACCAACACCUGAUUAACCUUAUUCUGGCAUAUUUUGUGUUUGACUUCACAAACACAUCCUACUCAUCUUUCUACUCAUCUUACUAAUUUUGGUUUUUUAUAUUAAACCCACAUACUGAUCUUCUGAGAUAGAUGUUUAAGCUCCAGGAGGCUGCAUCAGACAUGGGCGAAAGACAGUAGCUGUGAUCAUCACAGGUUAUCUGCUGAACUAUGCAGUCAUCACACAACAGCCUUUGCAAACAGCAGGGGUGAAAUCAGUUCUCAGAUGCCAGCAAUGCAGUAUUUACCUUGUAACAGCUUACAGUUCAAUCUGCCAAGUGCCUGCAACAAUAGAAAACAAAGUCAGAUCCCUGCAGCCUUUGUGCCCAAGCCCACAGCUCCUACUGGGAGAGCACAGGAGCCAGAUACAUCAGAUAGGGGCGAAGAACAGAAGUGUUCAUCAGAGGAUAUUCAGCUGAACUAUGCCAUCAUCAUUGUAUCUGCCUUGGAAUCAUAGUACCAAGCAGUCACCUCUUGUGACUGCUUUCACAAGUAAAUUUUCCCAAUUAAAAAAAGAAUAAAGUUUGAA